Molecule: messenger RNA, 2487 nt
Organism: Drosophila mojavensis
Lineage: Eukaryota; Metazoa; Arthropoda; Insecta; Diptera; Drosophilidae
Gene: Ir94f
Exons: 1
Coding region: 686-2374 (562 amino acids)
Source: RefSeq, a predicted model, not a curated record
GAAACUUAUAAUGAAGCAGCCGAGUUCAGGGGGGUCUCCCAGUCAUGUUCUGCCGAGGAGAGCUAAUUACUUGUUUCUAAUUGCAGAUGUAUGCAGCUUGAAUAUUAUUAUUAUUAUAAACUCUCUUGUAUUGUGGAAAUAUUGGAUGAUAGUUUACAUGUAAAUUAAAUGGACGGCAAAGGUGCAUUGUUGUGAGCUCAAAAUUACACAUGAAGUGAAGCAUAUUGGUUUUGUACAAUCUCCGUCUGGCUUACAAUCCUCCUGUUCAUUUCAUCUGGCGGCCUGUAUAAAUGCAGGGAAUGUCUGGAAUGUCGAAUUGGAAGCGUUAUAAUUCUGACAUACUUAUUUACAUAUAUGUACAUUAGGUGUUUUGAGUCGUAAAUCAGAAUAAUGUACUGAUCUUUCGGUGGACUGCAGCUGUGUUUAAUUCCGGCUAAUAGCUAAUAUUGUUUUUAAGACUGCUAGCAACACCAGUUCGGCAGUUCAAUGUAGAGGAAAGUUUGAACAUUUUGCGCUUGCUUUGUUACACCUUUGAUUACGCUUAUUAACUUUGCUAUCUAGAUGUUCGAUUUGCAUUGGCUACGCUUAUAUGCAAGUCAGCCCUUAAACAUGCUGACAGUUCAAUUCUGUGGCGCGCUUAUAAAAGCAUCCAGGACAAAUUUCCAAUUCAACAGUUACUUUCAAAAUGUGGGUGAAACAGUCCGGGAACAAUUUUCCCAAUUCCGAGCAGUUGGCUAGCUUUUGGUUGCAUUUGCUAACUGAGCUGCGAUUCGGCACAGUUUUGCACUACAAGGCCGAAGAGUGCGAGUGCUCGAUUGAAAAAUUACUGAGUGGAAGCAACGUAACCGCAGCCACUUUGGUAUGGAGCGAUCUGUACUACAGGCCCUAUUUAAAGGAAAAACAGAAUGUCAAUAUUCUGGGCUUGGUGUGCUUGGCCGCCAACUCGUAUAACACCGUGCUGAACGCGCUGAGCGUUAUGCUGAACCACAUGAGGGAGGUGCCACUGCUGCUACAGCUUUGCGACAAGGAUUCGAGUCGAGUCGAACUACAGCUGCAGCUGAGCCGAGAUAUUCUUAAGAAAUGCCAGGAUUUGCUUAUUCCGAACGCGCUGCUUCUGUUCAGUGAUUUCUUUAAGACAGGCACUUUUUACGGAUAUCGGAUGUUUCCCACAUUCGGAUUACUAUCGCAGGUCUACAAUGCCACCUCGCCCCUCUAUCCCUAUAAGCUGGCCAAUCUACAGGGGCAGGUUUUAAGGACACGACCCGAUCUAUCUCAGCCGUAUGUAGUUAUGUACAAGGAUCGCAAUGGGAAUGCGGUAACUAGUGGUAUGCUCUGGCGUAUAUUGAGCCUGUUUGCAAAAAAAUUAAAUGCCACAUUGGAGCUGAGCUUGGAUCCCACUUUGAGCCAAGUCAACUCCAUAAGGAGCGGAUAUUUCAAACUUCUGGAGCAAGCGCAAAACAAUGAAAUUGACGUCACCAUCAGCAUCUAUCCGAUGACUAUGUCGUCGAGAAGCGACAUUCCAAUGUUCAGCACUCCCGUUGCCGUCAGAGGCUUAUGCACGAUGCUGCCAGUUGAGCGUAUGGUGAGUCCCCGUGCGGCCAUCCGAGGAGUGCUGGAGUCGCCCUGGAUGUGGGUCUACAUAGCCAUAAUCUACUAUUUGACACGGUGGAUACGCAAACGUCAAUUUCUGGGCAGAGCCCUCCUGAUCUUAAUCCCCUCACUGAUUCAACUCACGCUGCUCUGCACAGUGGUAGCGCAGCUUUCGGCGCUAUUUAUUCAUCCCCAACGACUUCAAUUCAUCUCCAAUUUGGACCAAUUGCAGGCAGCUGGAUUACGGAUAGUCGGAUUGCAGUCCGGAUUUAAUCAGUAUCCCGAGGAGAUGCGAAUCAAGUACGCAUCGACCUUCAUAUCAUACCAGAACAUGACCAAAUUUGUAUUGCUGCGGAAUAGUCUGAAUACCUCAUAUGGUUACACGGUCUUCGGCCUCAAGUGGCAUUUCUACGCGGAACUGCAGAGCUACUUCAAGCGACCCUUAUUUCGGUACUCCACAGAUGUUUGUAUCUUUCGACAAUCACUUAACUCGUUAUUGUUUCGAGAAAACUUUUUGCAUCGGCAUCAGCUAAAUUUGUAUAUUGUUCGCUUGCGUCAAAGCGGAAUUCUGAACUUUUACAUGAGGCACAAUUUUUACGAUUUACUGCACGCGGGCCACCACAAACUCGAGGACUUGAGUCCACAGAACGAAAUAGCACCACUGAAGUACACUGACAUAGAUUUUGUACUGCUGCUAUAUGGCUACGCAAUGGCCGCAUCAAUACUGAUAUUUGUCAUUGAGUUGCUUUCGCACUAUAUCAAUGUUUGCCUGAACACAUUGUAAAAGUUUGAGCCGAAGCAAAUAAUUAACGUAAUAUUUCUAUUUUGAAUGCUGGUGGCUUAAAUACUCUUCUGCACCUUUGUCUAAAUGUUUAUAUGUAGCUGCAAAGAUAUAAA